Molecule: messenger RNA, 750 nt
Organism: Diaporthe citri
Lineage: Eukaryota; Fungi; Ascomycota; Sordariomycetes; Diaporthales; Diaporthaceae
Exons: 1
Coding region: 1-750 (249 amino acids)
Molecular function (GO): protein binding
Source: RefSeq, a predicted model, not a curated record
AUGGACAAGAACCUGAAUGAGCUCCUGAAAUGGAGCAUCGAGGCACAGACCGCCGGGAAUGCCAACUCGAACGGGAACCCCUCCACCACCGCCAUCACCUCCGCAGACGCACCAGCCGCCGAGGGCAACACAACAACAGCAGCAGCAGCAACCAGCCAGGCCCCCUCCACAAAUGGCCUGAACCCAGAAAUCCUCGCCGCCCUGCUGGGCGGGCCCUCAGACGCAGACCUGAUGCGGCAGUCCAUGGCGGUAAUCACGGCGACGGGCGACCCGGAGGUGACGCUCGAGCACCGGCUGACGGCCUUCGACAACCUGGAGCAGCUGAUCGAGUCGCUCGACAACGCCAACAACCUGGGGCCCCUGGGCCUGUGGGCGCCGCUGCUGGCCUCCCUGUCCGACGCCGAGCCCGACGUGCGCAGGUACGCCGCCUGGGUGGCCGGCACGGCCGUGCAGAACAACGAGACGAGCCAGGAGCGCCUCCUGGCCAUGGGCGGGCUGCCGCGCCUCGUGGGCCUGGCGCUCGCGCCCGCGGAGAGGGAGGACGUCCGCCGCAAGGCCGUCUACGCGCUCAGCUCCGCCACGCGCAACUACCAGCCCGCCAUGGACGUCGUCGCUGCCGAGCUGGAGAAGGGCGGACACAGGCCCGCCGGCUCGGGCAAGGUCGAUGCCACGAACAUGGACGCUGUUGACGAGGUCAUGGAGGGGCUCAAGGAGCAGGUGAAGAAGGAUGCUGCGAAGGCUUCCGCCUAG